Sclerotinia trifoliorum is the source of this 1717-nucleotide messenger RNA. The record is from the annotation of a GenBank genome assembly. NCBI's taxonomy places the organism in Eukaryota, Fungi, Ascomycota, Leotiomycetes, Helotiales, Sclerotiniaceae.
GCUCGGAAAGAGUCAUUUCAUUCAUUCAACUUUUUGGAGAAAAAGUUACAUAUACCGAGUAAAAAGCUGUUGAUAUCUUCUUUGCUUUGGAUCUCCCAUAUUCAUAUUCAUAUUUCAUAUCUUUGAAUACCUCCUUCUCUUCAACAUGUCUACAUUCGGUCAAUAUUUCAAAGUUACUACGUACGUACACACUCAAUUCAGUUAAUUGAUUCAUCAUUACCCAAGUUCGAUGACAAAGUUACCCCUCCAUCUCAAGAUCAACAUUGCAUACUAACUUCUCUUCCUCUUCACAGCUACGGAGAGUCGCAUUGUCGCUCUGUAGGAUGUAUAGUCGAUGGAGUUCCACCAGGAAUGGAGCUCACAGAAGCAGACAUUCAACCUCAAAUGACUCGUCGUCGUCCAGGUCAAUCUGCCCUUACUACUCCCCGCGAUGAAAAAGAUAAAGUCGAAAUUCAAUCUGGAACGGAAUUUGGAAUUACCCUUGGUACACCAAUCGGCAUGAUUGUUCGUAAUCAAGAUCAGCGGCCACACGAUUAUGGAAACAAAACAAUGGAUCUCUACCCUCGCCCUUCUCACGCAGAUUGGACAUACCUCGAGAAGUACGGUGUCAAGGCAAGCAGUGGUGGUGGAAGAAGUAGCGCAAGAGAAACAAUUGGUAGAGUGGCAGCAAGUGCAAUUGCUGAAAAAUACCUUAAACUCGCACAUGGAAUCGAAAUUGUCGCAUUUGUCUCUUCCGUUGGCAGUACGCAUAUGUUCCCACCCACCGCCGAACACCCAAGUCCUUCCACAAACCCCGCUUUUCUCUCACUCAUUCAAGACAUAACACGAGAGCGUGUUGAUGAAUUUGUUCCGGUCCGCUGCCCUGAUACCAAAGCAUCUGAGAAAAUGGCCGAAGUCAUCGCAGAAUAUAGAGAUAAACAAGAUAGCAUUGGAGGAACUGUUACUUGCGUUAUUCGUAAUGUUCCAUCCGGCCUUGGCGAACCUUGUUUCGAUAAAAUGGAAGCAAUGCUCGCUCAUGCAAUGCUCAGUAUUCCUGCCUCCAAGGGUUUCGAAAUCGGAUCCGGUUUUGGUGGUUGUGAAGUUCCGGGAUCCAAACAUAAUGAUGCAUUCAUCCUUGCUACUGAGGUUCCACCUCUGGAGACCGGAGCAUCAAAGAAUGGAAUCCCACGUCCUAGAUUAACAACCAAGACAAAUAACUCUGCUGGUAUUCAAGGAGGAAUCACAAAUGGUGCACCAAUUUACUUCCGUGUAGCAUUUAAACCCGCUGCCACCAUUGGUCAACCACAAGAAACCGCUACUUACGACGGUACUGGUGCUGGUAUCUUGGAAGCGAAGGGUCGUCAUGAUCCAUGCGUUGUUCCCCGAGCAGUACCUAUUGUAGAAGCCAUGGCAGCUCUAACAGUUAUUGAUGCAUUAAUGGCACAACAAGCUCGUCAAACCUCUAGAAGUCUUUUACCUCCUCUCAAGAACAUUGUACCUGCGAAGUAUACAGUAGUUGGUGGUGAUGCUGCGAAGGAGAAGAUGGAGAUACAAGAUAAGGGAGUUGCUGGUGGUAUUAAUGAGGAAGUUUUGAAUGGAUUAAAUUAACUUAUGUUUGACAUACGAUUUGUAAAUAAUUUUGUAGAAUACAAGCGGUAUAUAGACCUGUUUUUUUGUUUUGGGUGUUUAAAUUAUUUGAUUAACCUAGGGAUAAAAAGAAGUUAACAAUAUAGAUCCC